Molecule: messenger RNA, 1047 nt
Organism: Vicia faba (fava bean)
Lineage: Eukaryota; Viridiplantae; Streptophyta; Magnoliopsida; Fabales; Fabaceae
Source: the annotation of a GenBank genome assembly
AUGGGUACCUCACCUCAGCCUGGACAUCAACAGGGGCAACACCUUAUUCUAUGGUACGACGAGAUCUUCGACGGCGUCGUUUUGGCUUACGAUGUUUACUCGUUUGACAAAUGCGCCAAGAUCCUUCCUGGAGUUUAUCCUUAUUUUGGUGUUAAUUUGAAGCUUAAUCUGUUGCUUUUUUCUCCCAAGCCAGAUAUGCUUUUAGAAGGAAAGGUAGUGAAACUUACACAUGAGUCUAUUCAUGUUGUUGUGCUUGGAUUUGCUUCUGCGAUUAUAACGGAGAAAGAUAUCAGGGCAGAGUUUGUGUAUAAAAUGAAACACGGGCAAGAAGUGUAUGCGAGUAACUCUCACAAGCGACAUGUGAUAAAGGUUGGAACCACGAUACAAUUUUUGGUCAAGAGUCUAGAAGCACCCUCAAAGGUGCACACACAUAUUUUAGGUAAGGAUUUAAAAGACUCACGAGUGCUAACUGAUGUCGGUGACGUCCCUAUUCAAGAAAUUCGAGAUUGUGGCGUAGAUGAUAAAAGAUUGAUGAGUGUCAUUGGUGAAUCUGUCAAGUUAGUGAUGGAAGAGGCUCCUCUAAGACCCUUAGUUUUAGGUGGUGAUCACUCAAUAUCAUUUCCAGUUAUUAGAGCUGUCUCGGAGAAGCUUGGAGGACCAGUUGAUGUUCUUCAUAUUGAUGCGCAUCCUGACAACUAUGAUGCAUUUGAAGGGAACAUUUAUUCGCAUGCUUCUUCCUUUGCUCGUGUCAUGGAGGGUGACUAUGUUCGGCGACUCUUGCAGGUUGGUAUUCGAUCAAUAACAGCUGAAGGACGUGCACAAGCAAAAGUAAAAUAUCAUAAAGAAACCUCAAUUGACUCCACUAUUUCAUAUCUUGGAUUCAAAAUCAAAGAUAAGAUCAAUCCUCUGAACAACCACCCUCCCUCAACCAUCUUCUCUUCUAACCCACCUCCGUCUCAUGAGCAACCUCCCAGAAAACACCGUCUAUUCAGGCCCAACACCUCAAACCCAAAGGGUCACACUUUCACAACUCCGACAGAAACAUAA